AUAAUGUUGUCACACAGAAAGUCACUGAUAUGUCAUCAUCUGCAACAAUAGCAGUAGCAGAGAGUAGCCAACCAGGUAGUGCAUGUAAUGUUGGAGUGGAUGUUGAAGCACCUCUUUUGAUUGAGUGGGACAAACUGGAAAUUGCUCCAAUUCCAGUAGAUGACAUUGGUAGUGCAGUGCCGGUGAUUGGGGAAGAUGAAGUGUAUGUCUUGCUUGGUCUAAGAGCUGAGGAUGAGAGAGAUGAGAAUGCUAGGCGUGCUGCUGAAAAUGCUCCUCCACCUACAGCAGCACCUCCUAUUCCUUGUGAUGACAUUGAAGGGGCUGCAAUAGCAGUUGAUGACUUGAUUCCUAGUGAGCCAAUAGUACGUUAUGACAGGGAAGAUCCACCAAUGACUGUAGGAAGCACAUACCCUAGUAUGGAAGAAUUUAGAUUGGCUGUGAGGCAGCAUGCUAUCAAAGGUGAGUUUGAGGUGAGAAUAGAGAAAUCAGAUACUGAUAGGUACAGGGGUUACUGCAAAUCUGAGGGUUGUCCAUGGGCGAUUGUGGCUAGGCUGACACAUGAUAAGAAGACAGUGAGGGUACUGACUACUAACUUUGCCCAAUUAUUGGUUUUGUGGAUUGUAAUGUAAUAAUAUGUCACUAUUGUAUCUUGCAGGUUUCAGUGAACAGAUUUGAACAUACUUGUGCAUCAACUGGUCGAAUUCAGACCAAGAUGGCUUCUAAGGCUUGGAUUGCAGAGAAAGUAGCACCUAUUCUGAGGAAGAACCCAAAUAUUGGUGCAAAGGGUCUGAAGGAGAAGUUGGAGGAGAAGUACACUGUGAUAUUGUCAUAUCAUACUGUAUGGGCUGGUAGACCGAAGGCUGCAGACCAGAUUUUUGGCUCAUGGGAAGACAGUUUUGAGAUGUUGUAUAGGUUCAAGGCAGAGGUCGAGCUGAGGAGCCCUGGGAGUGUUGUAGAGGUAGCUGUAAAGGAGGUUGGAGAUGAGAUUUAUUUUGACAAAUUCUUUUGCUGCUUUAAACCAUGUAUUGAUGGUUUCCUAAAUGGUUGUAGGCCAUAUUUGAGUGUAGAUUCAACUGCCCUGAAUGGGAGAUGGAAUGGCCAUCUGGCUUCAGCUAUUGCCCUUGAUGGACACAACUGGAUGUUUCCAGUUGCUUUUGGAUUCUUUGAUGCAGAGACCACUGAUAACUGGUCUUGGUUCAUGCAUCAACUGCAGAAGGCUAUUGGAAAUCCACCUGAUUUAGCCAUCAGCUCAGAUGCUUGUAAGGGGCUUGAGAGUGCUGUGAAGAAGGUGUAUCCUUGGGCAGAGCAUAGAGAGUGUUUCAGACAUUUGAUGCAGAACUUUAUUAAGAAGUUCCAAGGGCCAGUUUAUGGUAACAUGUACCCUGCAGCCAGAGCUUACAAGGCUGAUAGGUUUGAGCACUAUAUGGGCAUCAUACUUGAAGCAGAUCCAACUGUUGCUAACUACCUAGAUAAGUGGCACAAUCUUCUUUGGAUGAGAUGCAGAUUCUCAGAGGAGAUCAAAUGUGAUUACAUUACCAAUAACCUGGCUGAAUCAUUUAACAAGUGGGUGAAGGACAUCAAGGACCUUCCAGUGUGUGAGCUUGCUGACACAUUAAGGUCCAUGAUAAUGCAGCUGUUUGAGAAGAGGAGAAGGAUAGGUGAGAGACUACAAGGUGUUAUUCUUCCAGCACUAGUUACAGAACUGAAUGCAAUGACUAGAGGUUUGGGGCACUUGAGGGUUACUAAGGGUGCAAAGAAUACAGCAGAGGUCACUGAGAGGACUGUGGAGCAAGAACUACUUAGGCAUGUUGUGCAUCUAGAUAGUCAUGAGUGCACAUGUAGAGAAUGGCAACUUUCUGGGAAGCCAUGCCAACAUGCCUUGGCAUUAAUAACUACUAGUAGAAACCUUAAGAUGGAAGACUAUCUGCAUCCAUGUUAUUCAGUGAGGACUUUUAAAAUAGCAUAUGCAGGAGUAAUUCAGCCCAUGACAGAUAAGUCUCAAUGGCCUAUAGUAGAUCUUGGGUUCAAGGUGUUGCCUCCUCUGUCAAAGAGAUCUGCAGGAAGACAAAGGAAGCAAAGGAUUUUAGGAUGCUUGGAGAAAGGCAAAUCCAGGGGGAAGGGUGCAUGGCAGGUCAAGUGCACAAGAUGUGGAGGGAUGGGGCAUAGAAAGACAUCCCCAAAAUGUCCUUAUAAUGGAACAAAAAAAAGGAAGAAUCAGUCCAAGAAGAUGCAGCCAGGGCGAAAAACAGGUGCAGCUGAAUCUAGUGCCACAACACCCAAAAGGCAAAAGCUUGCAAUGCCUCAGGCUACAAGUUCUAGUCCAGGGCCUGUCACAAGGAGGCAAUUGGCACUAUCAUUGAGUGGUGAAGGACCAAUUCAGUUGCUGGCAACCCCUUCCAGAGUUACAAAAUCACCUGCAAAGACCACUGCAAAGAAGAAGCUCACUCCCAGAAAGGGGAAAAAAUGAUCUGUGCUGUAAUAUUUGGGAUAUUUUGGCACUAUCAUCUGUGCUGUAAUAUUUGGGAUAUUUUGGCGCCUUUU
This is a messenger RNA of Phragmites australis (common reed), 2541 nucleotides long. RefSeq lists its product as uncharacterized. NCBI's taxonomy places the organism in Eukaryota, Viridiplantae, Streptophyta, Magnoliopsida, Poales, Poaceae. Gene Ontology annotation, biological process: DNA transposition. The transcript has 2 exons. The record is from RefSeq and is a predicted model, not a curated record. Gene Ontology annotation, molecular function: transposase activity; DNA binding; zinc ion binding. The coding region runs from base 713 to 2467 and encodes 584 amino acids.